UCUGUAGGGGGCGUGUCUCCUCUCGCCUGUCUGUCACACUUUUGCUACCUUCAUGACUCAUUGCGGUGUCCGUGUAUGCGGUGUCCGUGUCUGCAGUACCAGAGAGGACUGGAAAAAUGGCGGCGGGUUCUGGAGCUGUUAGCGGCCAUGGUGGCCGCGGCGCUUUGGAGGCCACCCUGGACCGCAGAUUCCAAGGAGUAUCCAACACUAUGGAGUCUAUACAGGGACUGUCGACCUGGUGCAUUGAAAAUAAAAAGUAUCACAGCCUUAUCGUUCGGUACUGGAUGAAGUGGCUCAAGAAAUCGGACACCAACCACCGCCUGAAUCUGUUCUAUCUCGCCAAUGAUGUAAUACAGAACUGCAAGAGGAAGAACGCCAUCGUCUACCGCUCAGCCUUCGCUGAGGUGCUCCCCAACGCUGCACUAAUGGUCAAAGACCCGAAGGUGCGUAAGUCAGUGGAGCGGAUCUUCACUAUAUGGGAGGAGAGAAACGUCUAUCCUGAGGAAGUCAUCACUCAGCUCAAAGCCAACCUGGCCAAGAAGGAGAGAGAGAGGGAGAAAGAGAAGGCUAAAGAGAUGCCUCCUCCGCCAGCCCCAGUCAACCCCAAAGCUGCCCUGAAGUCCAAGAUUGUGGCUGAUUUCAUACCCCAGUCGUUCAUCGAGCAGCUGGCGGGCUUCAAACGGGUGGUGGAGGAGGAGGAGCUGAGGGAGACCCAGCUGACAGCUCUCAGAGUGGACGUCUGCAGCACGGAGGCCCUCAAGAGACUCAAAGACAAGGCCGGAGGGAACAAGUUUGCCAAGGACUUUGAAGAGGGCAGUCAGAAGCUGCAGGAGUUUGUCAGUUUCCUGGAGAACCAGAUGCCUGUAGGGCCCCCUCUGCUGGAGGCUCUAGGAAACGCAGACGUCUUCUAUGAGAUGCAAUACAAGGAAGUUAAGAUCGUGGCCAGCGCCUACAAAACCUUUGCCAACCGCGUGGUCAACCUCAAACGUAAACUGGAUGCCCUCAAGUCCUCUCUUCCCGGUCCCGAGGACUCUCCCAUCCCCUCCCCCUCUGAGGACGCUCCCUCACCCACCGGCUCUGACUCCCCCUUCCUGGGGCUGGGAGGAGGCCGAAGGGGUAGGCUGGGCUUUGACCCGGACCUGGAUGGGAGUGCCAUGGAUGAGAGGGACAUGGGGGUUGUGAGAGAGGGAGACAACAGAGAUGUGGAGGACAUGGAUCUGUCUGAGGAGGACAUGGAGACAGCCAACCCAGCUGAGAAGCAGUCGUCAUCAGCCACCGUUUCCAAGGUGACCAGCUCCAAGACCACAGCAAAACCCGCCCCUGUCACACUCAUUCGAACCUCCACCGAAUCUCCACUCAAAAAGGCAGCCUCGUCUACCCCCACGCCAGUGACCCUCAGCGCCCCUACGAGCGCGGGUGUGAGUGGUCCUAGCGGUCCGACCGCUCCGCUGGGAAUGAACCUGGCCAAUGUGGACCUGGGCAAGAUCAGCUCCAUACUGAGCAGUAUCACAUCAGCCAUGAAGAACACAGCAGCCAGCCCUGUGUCUCGCCCCUCCCCUGGAACUCCCAACCCCUCUGGCCAAUCAUCUUCCUCCAAAACCCCAGUUGGCCCCACCCCUCCAAGCCCAGCCCUGGCCAGCAUCCUGUCCAGAGUGAACGUCACCCCUGAAGGCAUCCUCAACGCCCUGUCAAAGACCCAAACACAGAGUCUGUCCUCCCUGCUGAGGUCUGGUAGCUCCUCCUCCUCUGCCCCCUCCUCCCAUGCCUCCCCAGACUCCUCAGCAGCCAAGGGCCCCCCCACACCCACCACUCCUAGCAACACCAAACCCCCCCUGACCAACAGUCUCAAACGAGACACACCUGAGAGGAGCAGAGGAGCCAGGGAUUGGGAGAAAAACCGAGAGGCCUCCCCUCCUCCUCCUCCUCCUCCUCCUCCCUCUCUCCCUAGCCGCUCUGUCUCUCCUCCCAGCCUAGAGUCAAAGAUCAACCGUUUCCUCCAGGGGAACCCAGGGUUCAGUCUGGGCCUGGGGGAUGGGAGCCCUCUGCUGGGGGGAGACGGGGUAGACGGGACCCCCGUCAGGGAUGAGAGCGGGGGCACCCCCACCCAGGACGAAAUCAUGGACACACCAGGGGGUGUCUCCUCCGACCCCCUUGGCCUCAACAGUGACCCCAAGAGCUUAGGCUCAUCCAAAGGUCAUGAUCUUUCACCCACGGCCUACCGCAGUGACCCGUGGGACGCCGUCAUCACCCCAACAGGAAGCAGCAGCGACGUGGACUUCCUCUCUUCCUCUUCUCGUUUCCAAGGCUACGGAGCGGGGAAGAAGGCCGCCAAGCUGAAGGAGGAAGAUUCGAAGAGGAAGAUUAGCUCUUCAUCACUGGGAAGCAGCAAGGUGAAGAAGGAUGGACAGAACAGUCACGGGAAGAGUCACGGGAACAACAGAUCAGUCGAAGGAGAGAGGAGAGCGUCCAUAGGUUCUCGCAAGACCAGCAGCGGGUCAGAGGAGGGAGGAAUGAGUGGAACGAGGGAUGAAAAGGGAAAGAGGAGAGGAGAGGAUGGUGGGGGCUCAUCUGAUGGGGAGGGGGGGCAGUACCACCGUAUCGAGACGCUGGUAUCACCUUGCACAGAGGGAGCACCUUUCCAAUCACUGGGGGGCUUCUCAAACCGCCAGCCAACCGGAGAGCGCAUCCAGACGGUGGAAAGUAUUCGCGUGAUUGGACAAGGGCUGCGUCGCGGGGAUGGAGAAGGGGGGAGGCCAGGCGGAGGGAUGUGGUACGAUGAGGAAGGGUACCUGGAUACCCAGCCCCCCUCACCUUCCCCUCAGGGCGGCUCUGACGACAUGACUUCACCCCCCAUGCCUCCCCCGACCUCACACCACCACCACCCUCCUCAUCCUCAUUCUAAUCACCCUCCCCACCCUCAUCCGCACGGCCCCCCACCCCAGUUUCAGAUGCCCCCCUACCAUGGGGAGAACCCCCAGGGUCCCCUGCCCUCACACCUCCACCAUCACCCCCCCCCUCCCUUCUUCAACUCCCCUCCUCCACCCAUCCCACGCCCUCCACCCCCUCCCAUGCCCCAGCUCCCUCCACCUCCGCGCAACUUCCUCCCCCCCUCGGCAGUCAUGGUAGGCGGGGUUCUAGUCCCCAUUGACCGCCAACUGCCCCUCCCUCCCCAGGUCCGCCCAGACGGAGGAGACCGAGGGGGGAUGGGAGUGGGACCCAGGGGGGGUAAAGGUGGUCCCACUCCCCUCAUGUCCUCUCUGUUAGGGGAGCCCCCUAAGAUGCCUCGUCCCGGCACAGUCAAAGAGCAUUUCACUCCCCGCCACGCACCCCCUCUCCACCGCCCCGGCACCCCCGGUGCCCCGCCUCCCUUAUUGGGCCGUGUCAAGGAUGGCAUCAACCUCCCUCCUCCACCCCCCUCCUCCUCCACCCCUCCCUCUCCCUCAGGCGACCCCCUGCUUCCUCGCCCCCAAGCUCCUCCGCUCCAGCACCCUCCCGCUAGCGCACCUGCCCAGCCCCGACACCCCAACCCCAACCAUCCCCACCAUCCCUCGCCGUCCCUCCUACGCCUACCCUCCCCCAAUCCCUGCCCCCCCAUCAACUCCACCCCCCAGAGACCUUUACUCCACCCUCGCGGCCCCCCUGUCCACCCACACCUAAACCGAGAGCCACCCAUGUUCCGCGGGGGCAAGCAUCCUGGCCCUCCAUUCGCCGGGGGCCGAGGAGGUCCCUUCUACCCCCCCAAGAGACCUUUCUUACCCCCACGCUAUUGAAAUGUUAACCCAUGCUGAAUGAAAAGCGACCCACACACCUAGCUACCCAACACGGGGAGAAGAUGUGUAGAACCCUUAUGGUAUGAGCCCAGUCUGUCCUCACUAUGUUAAUCCUAGUGGAGUCAUUUGUUUUAUUACAUUUAGCUGAUCGCACCUUGACACAAACUAGCACGUCACCUCACCACAAUACAGUACCAGCUUAGCAAUUAUGCACAGUGUUAUGGAUGAAAUAGGUAACCAAACCAAAUCUGCCUCCCCCUCCCCUCCUCCAAUCCCCAGGAGCAACAAUGUUCUCUGCUUCCCCUCACUAAAGCAGUGAGGGAGUAAUGGAGGUGUGAACUAGAAGGAAGACGACAAGCACAGAUCAAAUAGAAACAGAAACAGGUGGUUAUUCUAUUUCACUAAAAUUCUACUUACCUCCGGUAUUGUUUGAAUAAGCUGAUAUAAACACUUUCAGAGAGAGAGAGGGAUGGAUAGAUGGGAUGGGCUGGAGGGAUGGAUGGAUGGAUGGAUGGAUGUGAGGGGCUGGAGAGAUGGAUUGGGCUGGAGAGAUGGGAUGGGCUGGAGGGAGGUUGGGAUAGAUGGGAGGGGGUUUGAUUGAGGAACAAAGUUUCUCCCUGAGUGUGUCCUAAAUACAACCCUUUUCUCAAUAGGAUUUGGUUAUCCAAAUGAGUGCUGACUUUAUGAUCAGUGCUGUUGUGAAGUUUCUCCACCAUAACCCCAACAUGCUCCCAGUGCAUCGUAUUGCAAAUAAUAACCUUGUUUCUCUCCUAGAGGUUUUCAUGCUUAAGUCUCUCUUCCUUCUGCAUAUUUCUCAGCUUUUAAAUGUAUAGACUGAAUGAGUUGGCUGUGUUGCGACUAUUAAACCUCGGUUGUUUGUGUAAAGAGCAGAGUCAUCGCUAUUCGCUAACUUGUGAUUGACGCCAUUGUGAAGAAGCCUUAGCUGUAGUUACACACCGAGGCAGCGAUGUUUGUGCUUCUCAUUGCUCUAACAAAACACCACUCUGUCCAUCUCCAUUUCUCCAAUCUGAGGGGGGAGGAGAGUGAAGAAUCGUCCAGUGUAAAGACGCAUUUAACAGAUAAUAAUGAGUUGCGGAGACUCAGUAGUUGAGGCGGGUGCUUUAGAAGUUUGAACUAUGAACCCGCUGUGUCUCUACUAGGCCAUCGCUACCUGUAUUGUCUUUAAUAAAAUCCAGUUUCAACCCAACCAAGGGGAGGGUACUACUUUCUUUGAUAGUCACUGUCAUGGAUACCGUUAAUACCAGUCUCAGCAGUUGUCAUGGAUACCGGUAAGACCAGUCGCAGCAGUUGUCAUGGAUACCGGUAAGACCAGUUGCAGCUGUAUGAUAGAUGUUAUUUUGGUCUAGUUAUUCAAAGCUGAAUUGAAAUGCAGAAACAUUACUUAUAACAGUACAAACAAUGUAAUUUUUCCCCCAACUGCUAAUUUGUUCUGAGUUGUUUUGGAUUUCUUGCUGUGAUUUUUGUUGUGGCUGUAUCCUCAUGUCAGAUGUAAAAUAUCUAUACUUCCCUGUGCAGUGCACUGUCUCUGUCCAGUCCAGAAGUCCUUUUUCUUUGUUACUUUUGACCUGUUCCCUUCGCUACCUUUCCUAGAUUUAGUCUCUUAUCUUUCCUCCUUUCCUUCCUCUGACGCUGUACAUUUACAACUGUAGAAUACCAAGUAACACCAAUGAAGAAGUGAUGAGUGAAUUAUCUGCCAACAUUCAUUACUCAUUAAGAUAAUGGACACCUAUGUAAAUGCUCCUCUAAAUUUCCCAUCAGUGUUAGUUUAUCAGUUUAUAGUGUUCUGCUGUACAUUUCUGAAUGGAAGCGAUGCUGUUCUGAAUCAAUGGUACAGAGCAGCUACUACUCUCACUCUGACUGUAUGUAUGAUGUGAUGCUUCUCUGUCACUGCUGAUAAUGACCAGAUUAACGCAGGCAAGUUGGUUUGUGCACGUUUCCCUGCUGUACAGUAGACUAAUGACUUCCCUUCUAACUCGUACCUCAGUUAGACAGCGAGACACCAGGAUGGAUUCAGAGAUGUAAUCAUUUUCUUUGAACAGUUUGUUUAAAUAAUAUUGUCAUUCAAUGUACUCUUGAGUUUGAAAUAUGUUUGUUUUGAAUAACUUUUGAGUGAAAAUGCUUAAGAUUUGAGGAAUCUAAUGGUGUGUGUGUAUAGUAUGCAUUAACUAUGUAAUGAUUCAGUCAUGAAGGGGGUGGUUGUGUUAAGUUCUCCAUAUGUUUAGAUGCAUUGCUAUUCUUUUUAUGAUCAUCAAUGAUGUUCUAUCAUUAA
Molecule: messenger RNA, 6060 nt
Organism: Oncorhynchus masou masou (cherry salmon)
Lineage: Eukaryota; Metazoa; Chordata; Actinopteri; Salmoniformes; Salmonidae
Product: regulation of nuclear pre-mRNA domain-containing protein 2-like
Biological process (GO): mRNA 3'-end processing
Molecular function (GO): RNA polymerase II C-terminal domain binding
Source: RefSeq, a predicted model, not a curated record